Messenger RNA from Danaus plexippus (monarch butterfly), 1875 nucleotides. RefSeq lists its product as uncharacterized. The record is from RefSeq and is a predicted model, not a curated record. Bases 416 to 856 code for a protein of 146 amino acids. NCBI's taxonomy places the organism in Eukaryota, Metazoa, Arthropoda, Insecta, Lepidoptera, Nymphalidae. The transcript is spliced from 2 exons.
CAUAGUGCUAAUGAGAUGAGAAUAAUUCCCCGACGCAAGCCUGUGCCAAGUCACCACGCACGUCUCAGAGGAUUAUCUUUAUUAAAAUCUAACAUAAUUCAUCAUCUUAUCCUUGAAUCGGAGGAAAUGAUUUAUCAGGUUGUACCAACGUGAACUUGAUUUGCUAGCAGCGAGACGAUGUAAUCACAGGAAGCGACGGGUGCCGGCUAUAUGUUUAGGAACUUAUCUAUCCAGCUAGCCAGCUGCCGUGAUUCAUGAUACACAGAUAGCCUUGUUUAUUCUGCUAUCGCCUCCGGAUACGCUAUAGAUCAUGCAAAUAUAUGCAACUCAUGCGUCCGAAGAUUGUACCAGAAUGUAUCAUUAAUAUCUCGAUAUUAGAAAAUUUUCCACCGCUUAUAAUAGAUGCGUUCACAGCAUGGAGAAGACCAGUUAUUUAAAACAGAAAAAAAAAGAACAAAAAUCUCGAAGACUCUACCAACAGGAACAUAGAAUGAGCUCAAAACCAAGACUCCCGAGGAAGGUGACGAGCUCCACUCGGGUGAAUCUCAACAAGUGUUGGUCGAAGCUUGGGGAGUUGAUCUCCAAUUCACCACCACGCUCAGACCUGCCAUCACAUAAGACUGCUUAUAUCGAAGAACCCAUCAUAGUGCCGUUCUCCGAAUACUUCUAUCCUAUAGACCCGGUCAAACCGCUGCCAGUAGAAGAUAACGAUAACGCCGAAAACCAAAACAUCUUGAACUCCAGCCGCUUCGAACUCAUCUCUGGAGAGGAGAUCAGUGACAACGUGGCCAAUGAAGUUCGGGAGAUCUGCUACACGGCCAAGACUAGCUGCUUCGUAUGUAAGCUCUGUUAUUAAUCAGCGUUAAAAAAAAUCACGUCCGUCUUCCAGUUCUAACUAUAAUUUUGGUAAUGAUACAGUGAAAAACAAAAUCGUGUCUUCCCCAACUAGUUUAAGUGCGUGCGUGUUGCACAUCAACGUCUUCCGUUAGUUUUAGUGACGCUGUGUACUGAUGCGGGGAUUCUGUCAAGUGAUCUUAUUGUGAUCUUAGUUUAAGCUACAACGAAUCCCUCUCACCAGUAUACAGCGAUUUAGUUUCCUAUAAUCAUAAAAUUACCGACAUGUUUUGGUAGACAGCUUUAAUGUCAACUGCACUGUAUUUAUCUACGCACAUAUUUCCAUAUAACUUCUUAGGCUCCUUCAAACAUUUGUCGUUAACAAUCCGAUGUCUUCCACUAGUUUGUAAGGAUGUUGUCUGUGAUAUAAAAAGUACAUCAAUCGAAGCUUUAAUUAGGAUAAGAAAGGCCUUAAAAAUACAAAUUAUAUAUUUACUAUGUAAGAAAUGAUAUAAAAUAUGUAAUAACUCUAAUAGUCGCUGGUGGAAAUGUGAAUUUAGAUGUUUCUAAUCCGUCUUUCAUAUCGUCCACUGCAUGAGAUGUAUCUGACUCUUAGAGUUAUUACUUAAUGAACUCGAAAGCUUUAAUAGGUUUAAGGUAUGAUUAUUCUUAAUUCAUUAAUUCUUUACUGUACUUUAUGUAUCUUUACAUUUCCUUAUUGGUAUUUAUGCAAAAGUGGGCCGAGCGUGCCAAUCUUAAUGUUAGACUCAUUAUACUUAGUACGUUAAACAUAAGCUCGAAAAUUCUACUAUAGAUAAGCUUGUUUCUUAAUAUUCGUGUGCCUUAAAUUUAAAAUGUAUUUUUUUAUGUACUCUUUCGUAAUCUAAUAUAGAUGUUAUGCUCUUUGUUACACGUAAUUAAGGUUUAAUUUUAAGUUUUUGUAAUCUAAGUUAAGAAGCCAUUUUUUAGACUGAUGUAGUUAAGAUAAUUUCAAGACUUUCGUUUGAUCUCUGAAUGUUCAAUAAAUAUACUUUAAUAAUA